Messenger RNA from Clarias gariepinus (North African catfish), 892 nucleotides. RefSeq names its product deoxyribonuclease 1 like 4, tandem duplicate 1 (gene dnase1l4.1). Lineage: Eukaryota; Metazoa; Chordata; Actinopteri; Siluriformes; Clariidae. Gene Ontology annotation, cellular component: nucleus. Bases 1 to 813 code for a protein of 270 amino acids. The transcript is spliced from 9 exons. The record is from RefSeq and is a predicted model, not a curated record. Gene Ontology annotation, biological process: DNA catabolic process. Gene Ontology annotation, molecular function: DNA nuclease activity.
AUGAAGAUCGCCUCUUUCAACAUUCAGAAAUUUGGAAACAGAAAACUGUCUGACCCCAUGGUCAUUCAAACACUUAUUAAGAUAGUGUCGCGCUAUGACAUAGUUGUCGUUCUGGAGGUGGUGGACGCCAGCAAGGAAGCAGUCAACAGCUUUCUGACAGAACUAAAUAAAGCCAAUCCACAGCACCAUUACAGCAUGCAGCUCAGUGUACGUCUGGGGAGGACCAAGUACAAGGAGCAGUUUAUGUUCCUUUACAGGGAUGCUGUAGUGAAAGUGACUGACACGUAUCAGUACGAGGAAAAGCAACCUGGAGACGAGGACGUGUUUGAUCGAGAGCCUUAUAUCCUGCAAUUCUCUUUGACUAACACAGUGGUGAAGGACCUGGUUCUGAUACCUGUCCACACAAAGCCUGAAGACUCGGUGAAAGAACUGAAAAAGCUGUAUGAUGUAGUCCUGGAAAUGAAAAAAAAAUGGAAAACUGAUAAUAUCAUGAUCUUGGGUGACUUCAAUGCGGACGGCAGAUACAUGUCUAAAAAAGAGAGGAAGGCACUCAGUAUCUUCACAGAUAAAAACUUUCACUGGCUAAUUAUUGAUGAGGUGGACACCACCACGAGCACAAAGAACGAUCACACUUAUGACAGGAUUGUAGUGUAUGAACAGGUGAUGCUUGAUGGUAUUGUGCCGAACUCUGCCAGAGCAUUUAACUUCCAGAGGGAGUAUGGACUGACUGAAGCUGAUGCACUUAAAGUGAGUGAUCACUACUCAGUGGAAGUGGAACUGAAAAUCAAUACUGAUGUCAAACCUCUGCCAUAACCAGCAAAUAGAUGUCACCAGGAAGAUGAAAAAAAUAAAUAAAUAAAUCACCACCACUGGUUGAAGACUUGGAGAAAAG